AGUUGGGCUGGAAAAACUAGGAAUCGAACAAAUCGUGGCAACAUGUCGAACCGGUCGGUCGUAGGAAUUACGGGAUUUUUGCUGUUUGCCCUGUUUAUCGGGAGCUCCACGGUGGUGGUAGCGGAACCGGGCGAAACGUUGGUGCUGCUGGACAAUUUGGCCAUCCGUGAAACCCAUUCCAUCUUCUUUAAAUCGCUCCAGGAACGUGGGUACAAGCUUACCUACAAGCUAGCCGAUGACGCCGGCCUUGUUCUGUCGAAGUAUGGCGAGUUUCUGUACCAACAUCUCAUCCUGUUUGCGCCGUCUGUGGAGGAGUUUGGUGGCUCGUUGAGCGUGGAAGCAAUUACGGAGUUUAUCGACAAUGGUGGAAAUGUGCUGGUGGCCGGUAGUACCAUGUCCGGAGAUCCGCUUCGUGAGCUUGCCUCGGAGUGUGGGUUUGAGGUGGACGAGGAGAAGGCAGCGGUUAUCGAUCAUCUGAACUAUGACGUGUCCGAUGCCGGGGAUCACACAACAAUCGUUGCAUCGCCUGAUAAUCUCAUCGAUUCGAGCAUUAUCGUUGGUAACCGUGCGUCGGUCGCUCCUUUGCUGUACCGAGGAACCGGCCUGUUGGCCGAUCGUGAAAAUCCACUCGUGCUGCAGCUGCUGACGGCGGACAGUUCCGCCUACAGCUAUGUGCCCGAUGCACCCAUCAAGGAGUAUCCGCAUGCGGUUGGCAAGGGAACGAUGCUGAUAGCCGCCCUGCAGGCACGUAACAACGCCCGGGUUGUUUUUUCUGGCUCACUGUUCUUCUUCUCGGAUGAAGCCUUCCUGUCGCCGGUUCAGCGUGCUCAGACCGAUGGCAAGCGUUAUGCCCGUUCCGGCAAUCAGGAUGUCGCGGUGGCCAUUAGCAAGUGGGUGUUUGGCGAGAACGGUGUAAUUCGGGUCCGGUCGGUGAGCCACCACAAGGAAGGAGAAUCUCAGCCACCGUCUUCGUACACCGUGACCGAUCCGGUGGUUUACACGAUUGAGAUUGAAACGCGCGCUAGCAAUGGCCAGUGGAAGGCAUUUGAAGCGUCCGAUGUACAGCUAGAAUUCGUACGAAUUGAUCCGUUCGUACGCACGACCCUGGUACCGGUGGGAGGUGGCAAGUAUGAGGCCCGUUUCCGCAUCCCGGACGUGUAUGGAGUGUACCAGUUCAAGGUGAAUUAUGAUCGUAUCGGUUAUACGCACCUGUACUCCACCACACAAGUGUCGGUGCGUCCGCUGACGCACACACAGUACGAACGGUUCAUCCCGAGCGCCUAUCCGUACUAUGCGAGCGCCUUCUCUAUGGUUGUCGGCAUGUUCUUGUUCUCGUUCCUUUUCCUGCACUUCAAGGACGAUGGAAGCAAACCGACCGCUCGUCCAGUAAACGAAAAGAAGGCACAAUAAGUUUGUAGCUGAGG
Molecule: messenger RNA, 1424 nt
Organism: Anopheles maculipalpis
Lineage: Eukaryota; Metazoa; Arthropoda; Insecta; Diptera; Culicidae
Gene: Ost48
Product: dolichyl-diphosphooligosaccharide--protein glycosyltransferase 48 kDa subunit
Exons: 2
Coding region: 43-1410 (455 amino acids)
Cellular component (GO): endoplasmic reticulum membrane; oligosaccharyltransferase complex
Source: RefSeq, a predicted model, not a curated record